Lepus europaeus (European hare) is the source of this 996-nucleotide messenger RNA. Its product is annotated as olfactory receptor 2L2-like. Gene Ontology annotation, molecular function: G protein-coupled receptor activity; olfactory receptor activity. Bases 1 to 996 code for a protein of 331 amino acids. Gene Ontology annotation, cellular component: membrane. The record is from RefSeq and is a predicted model, not a curated record. Lineage: Eukaryota; Metazoa; Chordata; Mammalia; Lagomorpha; Leporidae. The transcript has a single exon. Gene Ontology annotation, biological process: G protein-coupled receptor signaling pathway.
AUGGAGGCCAACAAGACUGUCACCACGGACUUCGUUCUCCUGGGGCUCUGGCCUGAGUUCAGCCACCUCAUCGUCCUCAUGGGCCUUGUUCUUCUGGUCUACACUGUGGCUGUCAUGGCCAACGCCGCCCUCGUUGUCCUCAUCUGGCUAGACGCGCGGCUCCACGUCCCCAUGUAUUUCCUGCUCAGCCAGCUCUCCCUUAUUGACUUGGCGUUAAUUUCAACUUCUGUCCCCAAAAUGGUCGCAAACUUCUUCUCGGGGAAGAGAACCAUAUCGCAGGUGGGCUGUGGAGUGCAGAUCUUCUUCAGCUUAACUCUGGGGAUCGCGGAGUGCCUCCUGCUGACCUUCAUGGCCUUGGACCGCUACGUGGCCAUCUGUAAGCCGCUGAGGUACGCCACCAUUGUCAGCCACGCCACCUGCACACACAUGGUCACUGGCUCCUGGGCGGGAGGGGCCGCGACGUCCCUGGCUCACACAGCCUACGCCAUGCACUUUCCCGUCUGUCGUCGCCGGGAGAUCCCACACUUCCUGUGCGAGGUCAUGGCCCUGCUUAAGCUCACCUGCGAAGACAUCUCCACCUAUGUAAAGUCAGUGGUGGUCUCCAGCUUCCUGGUGGUCCUCAUCCCCCUGGGCCUCAUCCUGGCCUCCUACGCCCUCAUCUUCCUCACUGUCCUCCGUAUGAACUCCCCUGAGGGCAGGAGCAAGGCUCUGGCCACCUGCUCCUCCCACCUGUGCGUGGUCAGUCUCUACUUUGGCCCUGCAAUCUUGGUGUACAUGAGGCCUGGCUCCUCUAAGACCCCCACAUUAAACCAGUCUCUCUUCAUGUUUAAUGCCAUCCUCACCCCGAUGCUGAACCCCCUCAUCUACAGUCUGAGAAACAAGGAUGUGCUCACAGCUCUGAGGAGCACAGUGGCCGGUGCGCGCCCCCUGCGGAAGCUGGACGACUCCUUCCGACGGCUUUCCAGGGCCUGGAGGACAGGACGCAUUCUAGGAUGA